Molecule: messenger RNA, 604 nt
Organism: Drosophila grimshawi
Lineage: Eukaryota; Metazoa; Arthropoda; Insecta; Diptera; Drosophilidae
Product: protein Mabiki
Exons: 1
Coding region: 1-603 (200 amino acids)
Source: RefSeq, a predicted model, not a curated record
AUGGAACCCAGCUUGAUAAACAACUCGAACUGUUACGAACACAAGAAGUUUGCGUCACAAAAGCGCAAACGAGAUGUGGACCAGAUUCUGGAGCAGAAUAAGGAGAAUAUGUCCACGCAAGAAGCACCGCCGAGCAAGCGUCGCCAGUCGAAGAGCUUCUUUCGCCCCUGGCUGGACAAUGAGCAGAAUAUUGAAUCCUCCGUCUCCAGCAACGAGAGUCAGAAGCGCAGCUCAACGCCAAUCCCACCGGGCGGCAUCUAUCAUGCCAAUAUGGUGCGCCAAUGCCAGUCACCUCGACAACAGCGCAGUCCUAAGGAGCAGCAGCGUCGGGAUCGCAACACCUUGUCCUGUCUGCUCAACCGGAGGGCCAAGCAACUGCAUGAAGCUCACUUGGCACGGCAAUAUGAGCAAUAUCGUGCCCAGCAGGCAGCCAUCCUGGAGCAACAGGUUCGCUUCAGUCUGUACUAUCGCCAGCUGCUGCAGCAGGCGGUCUUCCAGCGGGGAGUCCCAGCUCCCGGCACUCUGCUGCCCCAGCAGCAACAACAGUUUCUACAGCAAAUGGCACUUUCGCAGCAAUUACUGAUCUUUGGCUCCCAACAGUGAU